UGAGAGGGGUGUGAUACUGCUUACUUGCGAGGGUGAAAUUUUGGUGAGUGCAUCAUACUGGUACAGAACUAGGGAACUCAUUGGUAGUAGAGCAAUCACAUGAAGGUCACCGAACAAGUUACGGCCUGGAGGAGCAAUAUUGACGUCGUACCGAGCCGCACGCCACUUAUGCACCCAUUCGAUUCGCAUCGACGUAUGCUGUCGAUCUUAAAUGAUAGGCCCUAUAUUCCCCGCGAAGCCCCGCACGACGCGCCUCCGCUCGAUGCUAGUGAGUGGGACAGGCGGUUCUUGCUGACGCUCCUCGACAAACAACGCUACGACAACAGGAAGGCGGAGGAGGAGCGGGAACUGUUCUGGUGCAUUGUCACCCACAACCCGCUCGCUGAGCCCAAUGACUGGGAGGACUUCGUGCACAGCAAGAAGGACGACAUGACCCAGCAUCAUCGCGGCAGUCGCGAUGAACCAUCCAACACCAUAUACAACAACACAGCAUCAGUCAGCCCAUCGGGGUGGACGACAAUGAUGCCAAACCACUUGUACCCUCCGCCGCCACCUCACCACCAGCACGAGGAAUACCCAACAACCCAUCCAACGCAGCCUCCAUCUCUUGCCUUGGAUGCUGGAUAUCCGGUUCGGUCCUCAAGCUGAUAGGCUUGUUCGUUCAGGCUGCGUAAUACCUAUCUACAGAGGAAGGUUUGGGAAAGCGCGCGGCGAGGCAGAAGAUCUUCCUAGGACCACGAGCAAGAUACUCGA
Messenger RNA from Guyanagaster necrorhizus, 753 nucleotides. RefSeq lists its product as uncharacterized. The transcript has 2 exons. The record is from RefSeq and is a predicted model, not a curated record. Lineage: Eukaryota; Fungi; Basidiomycota; Agaricomycetes; Agaricales; Physalacriaceae. Bases 100 to 648 code for a protein of 182 amino acids.